CGACCAUAUAAAGUUCCCGAUACGCAUUUUUCAAUUUGUCAUCCAAGUUUGCCUGUCAAUUUUGCUGUACGUCUACCAUAAAUUCAAGAUGCCUGUAACACCCGAAGACCUUGUUCGUCUUUUGGCUCUUAUCGCGGGCGAAAGGAAUUAUCAGAUCUCGAAUAGCCAGCGCCUGAAAGGAGGAUUUCUAACAGGCAUUGGAGCGACUGUUGGUGGCGUGUGUGGCGGACCUGUUGGUCUGGUUGUGGGAGGUCUCGUGGGUGGAUCAUUAGCUGCUUGGAAAGGAAAGUCAACCACAGUACCAUUAGAUCAAUACUUGAUGGAUAUGGACAAAGAACAGAGGCAAGCGAUGUUUGCGUAUAUGAAUUACCUUGUAGAAGACAGCAACGUUCAAAAUUUUGUUGCCCUAAACGCGAAAGUUGCCACUGACCCCGAUUUAAAACGACGAUUUUUGGAUGUGCUGUUAUGUUAUUUGAAGGUAGAACUAAAGCUCAAUGUGAUCGGGUGAAUGAAGACAAUGAAGCAACAGAGCUUGUUGUCACUAGAACCAGGACAUGCUUGCAAUAGAGAAGGAACAAUGAAAUAAGGAAAAGAAAACUUUGAGGCCACGCUGAAAAAUUUAGCAAAUCUGGCGAGGGGAACUUGAAAACUUUUUCCCUUAAUUUAGAGCUAAUCACCAGUUCCAUUUUGCUUUAUUGUUUAGGCAAGUUUCAGAUAUGCAUUGUCAGCGGCCAGUGCUAAGAAAAUUCACAAAAAACCGUCAAUUAUUAUUCCUUAGUUUAGUCGAAUUAUGCAUAUUCAAGUUAUCGUCGCUCUCUAUUCAGGCUGCAGUUGUAACGAUUAACCUCUUAUUCAAAUUAGAAACAUUUUUGCCAAAAAUCUACAGUUUCCAUGGAGGGUUUUAGUCCGUUGAUUACAUUUUGAGAAAACAACAGAUCAAAGCGAUUUAAAUAGAAAAAUUAGUUUGGCGAAUUAAACAGAAUUUACAGAUGUAAUAAUCUUGUACAAAUGCAUUUUCCUUGACUGUGACAUCGAUCGAGGGAUUUAAAGCAUCCCGAAACAAGGAGGAGUCCGUUUCUUGAAAAUCAAAUAAUCAGCUCACUAGCACCCUCGUAUACGAUCAAAUUGGCAAAAAAUUAGCUUUCGGAAUACCUGUCAUUUUUUCUAUAAUUUCUCCUCCUCCUUUUUUCUUAUUUUUUUUUUUUCAGUGUUUUGAUUUGCGUUUUUCAGGCCAGCGGAGGCAAGUCACGUGUCAGGGAAGGAGCGCAUUUCUCGCUCUCUGCCCCUAAUUCAAAAAAGGAAAAACAAACAAAUUGAAACAUAAAUAGACAGAUGACUAUUUUAUAUGCUUUUUUGAAACGAUAUAGGAGGGGGAC
Molecule: messenger RNA, 1376 nt
Organism: Stylophora pistillata
Lineage: Eukaryota; Metazoa; Cnidaria; Anthozoa; Scleractinia; Pocilloporidae
Product: protein C19orf12-like
Source: RefSeq, a predicted model, not a curated record